Chrysochloris asiatica (Cape golden mole) is the source of this 714-nucleotide messenger RNA. It is a transcript of the gene VPS37D, whose product is annotated as vacuolar protein sorting 37 homolog D (S. cerevisiae). NCBI's taxonomy places the organism in Eukaryota, Metazoa, Chordata, Mammalia, Afrosoricida, Chrysochloridae. Bases 1 to 714 code for a protein of 237 amino acids. Gene Ontology annotation, biological process: protein targeting to membrane; ubiquitin-dependent protein catabolic process via the multivesicular body sorting pathway; protein targeting to vacuole. The record is from RefSeq and is a predicted model, not a curated record. Gene Ontology annotation, cellular component: ESCRT I complex. The transcript has 4 exons.
AUGGAGGGUAGUGCAUUCUCCAGGGGCUGGGAGGGGAGGCAGGGCCACCAAAGACGGGGGGCCUGCUUUCUGGAAGCGAAGGAAAGCAGGGAGCAGUUCCAGGGCCUGCAGCUGGAGCGCGAGGCAUGCCUGGCCUCCAACUAUGCACUGGCCAAGGAGAACCUGGCACUGCGGCCCCGCCUGGAGAUGGGCCGGGCUGCCUUGGCCAUCAAGUACCAGGAGCUGCGUGAGGUGGCCGAGAGCUGCGCAGACAAGCUGCAGCGACUGGAGGACACCAUGCAUCGCUGGAGCCCCCACUGCGCGCUGGGCUGGCUGCAGGCGGAGCUGGAAGAAGCUGAACAGGAGGCUGAGGAGCAGAUGGAACAGUUGCUGCUAGGGGAGCAAAGUCUGGAGACCUUCCUGCCCGCCUUCCAGCGCGGCCGAGCCCUGGCCCACCUGCGGCGGACCCAGGCUGAGAAGCUGCAGGAAUUACUGAGGCGCCGGGAGCGGUCUGCCCAGCCAGCUCCCACCGCUCCUGCUGACCCCCCUAAACCCUUCGCCCCUGCAGCUGUCCUACCCACCGGGGCCGCCCGGGGACCACCAGCAGUGCCCCGGAGCCUGCCUCCCUUGGACUCCCGCCCAGUGCUCCCUCUGAAGGGCUCCCCCGGGUGCCCCCUUGGCCCAGCCCCCCUGCUGAGCCCUCGGCCCUCGCAGCCAGAGCCCCCCCACCGGUAG